CAAAUGCGACACAACUCGCACUUGGAGACUGUAGUCUGACCGGAGCUGACUGUUGAUGAGCUGCAGAUAAACUUUUUGGAUAAAUGUUUUUAUAAUCUACAGUCCACUACAGAUCAAUAUAACUGGGAUCCAAAAAAAUAAAUGGGACAACAAAAAUCGCGAGAAACUGAAUCAGUCCAGUUGCGCGCACGGUUCAUUUUAGCCAACUUUGAGCGGUAGCCCAUCCGAUCUUCCUCAGUCCGUGCGGACGCAGCAGCAGCAGAGGAGGAGGAGGAGGCUGGAUGUGGCACGAGACGGGUCACUGAGCUGCAGCGAGCCGGGUGCGAGUUUCUCCUGUUCCCAACUCUCCAAUGUCACCGGACAGGAUGAUGAUCAUUGGACUUCUGCUCAACGUCUUCUCUCAUGGUAGUGUGCCAGUAUCUGCAUCCUUAGACUGUCUGGUGUCGGAGCAGGGCUGCAUCCAGGAGCAGUCCUGCAUGGUGCUCUAUCGACUGCUGGAAUACUGUGCGGCUGAGGAGGCCGUGUCUCCCCUCGGCUCAGACGCGCGCUUGGAGUGUCUGGAGGCCCAGAACUCCUUGCAGCAUUACCGACCCCUGCAAGUGUGCAAGUGUCAGCGUGGCUCUCGCAGGGAGGAGCACUGCCUCAGAGUCUACUGGACUGUGAGGUUUGCAGCAUAUGAUGAGUAUGAGGUGUCUCCAUAUGAAGAACUGGAGUUAAAUCUGGUGAGAAACAUUGAGAUGUCACGUAUGGCGUCCAUCAUGGCAGCUUCCUCUCUUUCUGUGGAUGGUCAAAACCAGUGCCUGAAGGCAGCGCAGGACUGUGGCCUGUAUGAGAAAUGUGGCUCCCUGCGGUCAGAAUAUGUUUUAGCCUGCACCAAGCGAGCAACAGUCUCCGACAACAGCUGUAACCGGCAGAAAUGCCACAAAGCCCUGCGGCGCUUCCUGGAGCGCGUGCCAGAGGAGUACAGCUUCGCUCUGCUCUUCUGUCCCUGCUCUGACACUCUGUGUGGGGAGCGCCGGAGAAAAACCAUCGUCCCGUCAUGUUCCUAUGAGGAGAAUGGGAGAGGGGAGGAAAGAGUGGGGAAACCUAACUGCCUGAGCCUGCAGAACUUCUGCUCCAGAGAUGAGCUGUGUAGAUCCCGCUUUGCUGAUUUCCAACACAACUGCCAGCCCUCCCCUCUGUCUGCCUCUGGCUGUAUGCGAGACAGCAGAGCCAUGUGUCUGAAGGCCUACGCAGGACUCAUAGGCACCAUCAUGACUCCCAACUAUGUGAGCAACAGCAGCACAGAAGUGUCCCAGUGGUGCACAUGUGACGGCAGCGGGAACGAAUGGCAGGGCUGUCAGCGCAUCCUGCACAUGUUCAGUGGCAAUUUAUGUCUACGCAACGCCAUCAGCUCCAUGGGAAUCUCUGCACCUCCUCCUGUGGAAAUCACUCCAGUGCCAGCUUCUCAGCCCUCCCCACGCGUCUACCAGGAGAGGGUCCACGUCAGUGUUAACACUCUCCCUGAAUUCAACAGUAUGGAGGACAGCGAGGAAGGGGAGCAGGAGAAGGAAGCAAGCGAGGAAUUCAACAUCAUCCCACCGUAUUCUGAGAAGGACUCAAACACUGAAUCCGGGGCUAGAGGGAGUAAACGUGGAGGAGCUAGCAGAGCAGUACCCGUGUUAACAUUACUGCUGCUGCCUACGCUCAUCCUGGACUGGGAAUGUUGGAGCUACUGAAGCCUCCAUUUCAUUCGCUCUUAUUUUACACUCGCUACCACUUUCAAAUCCAUCUCAGCACUCAGAAUGAGCCACAGAGGACGAAUUGCUCCAUUUCUUUUUCUUCCUUUUUUUCAUUUUCAAAAUACGCUGACUUUAUUUUAUAAUUCUGUUUCUCCUAUCACUGCCUCCUCAAGAGUUAAAAGAUAUUAGUAGUCCUGCAGUAUCUGCCGCGUCUUUGCUCGAGUCCUCUCCUGUGCAACGCAGGGAACAACGUGAUCAGAUAAAUGAGUGCAUGGGUGAAUUUAGAAAUGCUGUCUGGGCAAAUACUCUAUCUAGAGCCUGCUUCACACUCAAAGUACAUCCCGUCUUUUAGCAAGAAGCACAUCGCCCAAGGCCACAUCCACUACACUCACUCCCAAAAACCAUAUCCAGUCUACUCCACUGCAACCAGGCUGGAGCACAGCUUUUGAUUUCUAUUUCAUGACUCGUGUCACAUCCGUUUCUCUGUAGGGCCCUUCGGUUCUUCCUCUCCUUACUCAAUACCAUGGUUGAGUUACAUAAUCCACUUUACAACAAGCUAAUAAGAAACUGCACCGCACUUAAACUGCUUUGUACUAUUAAAGAAGAAAUCUUUUUUGAAAAGUGCUGCGUUUAAAAAGCGAUUUGUUGCAACAUUAUGUAUGACACAUCUUACGCCUUCUUCUCACUGUGCGCCAAAAACCAGAUUCCACUUAGUAUUAUUCCUACCAGGGUGAGUGACUGAAAAUUCAAGCAUGGGCGAAAGUAAUGAGAUCAAAUUCUAUUGUAGAGAUGACGAGCUUGAGAAAAGCAACAUGAGCAAUUACAGCACAUUUCAAAUUGCUCAGCAUGCACUGAAAGUCUGGAGUAAGGCUCAGAGGUGGAAAUAGCCAAUUUACUGCUGUCAUACACUCUCACAUUUUAUUGUCCUGAGGAGGUGUGUUUUUAGUGCUCCUUGUCCAUAAUGUGCUUUAGAUGUUGUGAGAGCGAGAUGCGGAGAAACGGAUGGACACAGGAGACUGUAAAGCCUGCUGGCUGCUCCGAUCGUUGAGCAGCACAUUGAGCCAUUCUCUCUGCCUGAAAUAGCUUUUGCUGAUGUUAAUGAUUUUUUUCUCUUAUGGCUCAUUUUCUUGUGAAAUUACGCAGCUGCAGGGAUGAAGGUAAAGAGAAGUAUAGUGAAGUUUUUGUAGCGGGCUAAACUCGUCUAAUUUGAGGGAGAGUUUGCAAGAAAUACCGUGUCUGAGCUCCGCAAGGAACAUUUCUUUAAAUCGUCUCAUGUUUUCUCAUGACACAAACAACUAUGCCAUCAAAACGGAACAUUUCCAAAGACAUAUCACACAAAAUAAAUGAUAGGUGUUUGAAUAUCACUUGGGGAGGCAGUAUGACCCUACAACUGUUUGCCCCCACGACUGGACUUGUUUACACAAUGGUUUAUUGACAUGAAGACUGAACUUUUAAUAGGAACAGACAGUAUAAAGGCAGAAAUGCACUGGAAGCGUAUGAGCUCUUCUUUUGCAAAUAAAGGUCCAUGACCACUUCAAACUUUGAUUUUUAGAAGUCAAAGUAAAUGGAAGUUGUAAGUUUAGUGGACCUGUAGUGGCUGUUGCUCACCUCGGGCCAAAAUGACAUCAUGCAGACUGCAAGGGCCAGUUAGCAAAGCUCUAAAGUGUGACUGAAAGCUUAGUGGGUACAAAAAAAACAUAUUUGGACACAAUAUUUGAAAUUAAAUGUAACAACCAGAUAACAACCAGCUGGUGAAUAUACUGUAUAUGAACCAGAAGCAUAGAAGAGACGUGUUGCUAGAUAAACAUGCUGAAGAAACUUUCACUGUGUCACAGUGCAGUGUCAAUGAUGCUUUUUAUUCAUAAAGCAUCCAAUGUCUAUAAUUACAUCCAGUGCGCUCUGGCCUUAAUGACUGAAUGUGAGUUUACAUGUAUUUUCACAUUUCAGUAGGUUUGUUUAUAUUUGUAAACUAUGUAAAGUAAACAUUUGCAUUAAACAUGGCUUGUAUUUUUUUUUUGAUGAGUUAAAGAGUUAAAAAAAUUAAAAUAAUCUUAUUAUUCAUUCAUAAAUCAAAAAUCUUAAAAAAUAAAUAUGUGAAUAUUCCCCAAAUUAGACUGUCUUUAGAUUGUAUCUUGAAAACCCAGUUGAGAGACUAUGUACAGUACUAUGUUUCACUUGCUAACCUUCUUUAAAAGACAUAUCAAACAUGCCAAAUAAUUCUGACUGUAAUGUGUAAUAACUGUGUAAUUUUUGUGCCGAUUUGGUAAAAGAAAAAUAAAAGUCACAUUUCCACGUCUGUCAGGAAAAAAAAUUGUUUUGAAUGACCAAGAAAUGACUACUGUUUA
Molecule: messenger RNA, 4066 nt
Organism: Cottoperca gobio
Lineage: Eukaryota; Metazoa; Chordata; Actinopteri; Perciformes; Bovichtidae
Product: GDNF family receptor alpha-4-like
Biological process (GO): nervous system development
Cellular component (GO): external side of plasma membrane; signaling receptor complex
Molecular function (GO): signaling receptor activity
Source: RefSeq, a predicted model, not a curated record